ACUGUCAAAAGAAGUCAAUGUGAUAAUGUGAAAAAAGCUCUUUAAUUUUUUACGCACUUACGGCUUCAUAGGAGAAAAAUCUUAUUUUAUCUUAUUUAAUUUAUACGUUAAAAAAACUGAACAGCUUUAUUUUGUGAAUGCAGUGCUUGAGUUCCUGAAAAUAUAAGUUAUUUUCGUGGGGACAAACUGUUAGAGCGAUAGACUGUACAAAAUGGUUGCUACAAAACCUUUGCAAAAACGUCGUGGUGGUUUCAACAGUAUGCCCGGUAGACCACGUUUUAAACCCGGAGGUGGUCCCAAGCAGUUUAAUGCUCACAAUUUGUAUAACGUAAAUCAAUUAGAUGAUAAUCCAGGUUUCGUAGAUUUCAACGACGACGUUAAGGUUCCGGUAGACAGCGCAGCUCAAAAUGAAGCAAACGCAACAAAUUCAACGCUCGCUGCAACCAACAGUACUUCCACUGUUUCUACAAUUGCAAAAUCACAAGAUCUAAAAGGUUCUAAUAAUCGGAAAGGGAAUCUUAGUGUAAAACGACCGAAUGUUCGGAAUAAUAAUCGACGAAUGUUUCCGGCAAUGAAUGCACCGUGGGGCCCUCCGAUGCCUCCUAUGCCCCCAAUGUAUCCAGUAGGUGGUGGCCGACGCAACGGACCAUACCCACCAAUUCCUCCACCGCAUUUUCGUGUUCCACCAAUGGGAAUGCGUGGUAUGCGAGGUGGUCCAAUGAUGCCACCUCCUCCUCCGAACGCUCGCUUCGGUAUUUCUCCCAUAGGCCCCGGUCCUAUGGGAAUGAUUCCAAGACCAAUUCCGCCGAUGCCUCCGAUGCGGGGUCCAAUGAUGAAUCCCAUGGGUCGUGGUUUGCCUCCAGCGUUAAGAAAUCGCCCCGAUGGCUUGCCACCGAUGCGACGUAACACAAAUGGAAAGCUCCCACCCGGAGGCCGACCUGGAAAACCUGGUAGAGUGGUCAACCGUCCCAAUGCAAUCACCAAUGGAAGAGUAGUCAAGCCCCUAAGUAAAAAGCCUCGCGGAAAGGUACCGGCCAAAGCUAGAGAGGAAUAUCCCCUGGAUAAACCAUGGGUAACCCAAGAAAUUAAGGAUGAACACGACAAAAAAGUGGAGCUGGCUGAAAGGUUAAAAGGCCAUAAGGAUGACGCCUUGUUUGGUCAGUUCAAGGAGCAGCGGGACAAAUUUGUCAAAAUGUACGACGCAGCCAGGUUGGAGUUCAUCGGGAAGCAUCCCGAACAGGACGUUGAUAAAAUUCUGACCGAAUCUGUGGCUGACAAAAAUGCCAAAACUGAAAAUAAAAAUUCAAACGAUGCAGUUUCUACUGAUACUCCUGGCGCUACAGUUGCUGGUGAUACUACUACUACUACUACUACGGCUACCACUACAACCGCUACCGCUAGUGAUGCCGGGAAAUCUUCGGCUUCCUCCGCCUAAAGCUCUAAAUCCACAAUCUAAUUUCUUGUGCUUGCCCGUGGCUAAUACAAACAUUGCAUUGCGCUCUCAGUAACUGAAUCCGUUCAAUUAUAUGCCACGAAGCAAGCGGAGGAAGCGCGGUAUCUUAAAAGAAAUCAUCUCUAUUCCGGUCACUGACUUAAUCUAGAAUCGCUUAUUCUGUAACCAGAGAUUUGUUUGAAGUUUUAAAAUUACUAUUUUACUAUUAGUAUUGAACUAGAGCUCAAAAAACUUUUGAAAAUUGAAAAAUAUGAUCACAAAACGGAUUCAAAAAAAUAUUAACAUACAUAGCUUAACUAUAAAUGCGCAAAUUUUAUCACCCAUAAAUUUUGAAAAAAAAACAUUGUUUAUUGAAGCAUUUCUCUAAUGUAACAUUUUAAUCGACGUUGAAGAAGAAGUGAAGAACGAUCUUUUUUAACGAUAUUCGUUGGCUCUAGUUACAACAAUCUAUUUUUAAAACUGCCAUAACAAACCAAACCGUUCAAAAUUCUAUCGCAAUUUUCAAAUACCAUUAAUUUUAGUUAGUCUUGCCAAGCUACAAAUUUACGUUCUUCACUUCGCAUGUAGAUUGUUUGAUGCAAAUGAACAGUAAAGAUUUUAAUGAACACAAUAUAUAAGCAAUGUAGUGGUAAAAGUUUCCAAUGUAGUUUUCCUUUGAUGAGAACAUAUAAAAAAAACCUACGUCCGACGGUCGUUCUAUUGAUUGUAGCAACAGCGAAACAAGAAACAGUAACCUUUAACGGAUCAUCUCACUAGAUCAGUAAUAGAAGUAAUUUUCUCUGUGGAAAAAUUUUGUGCUGAAUUUUACCUAAAGUAAGUUUAGUUACUAUCCAGUCAUAUAACAUUACUUCAGUCGCGAACAUUCGUUGCGAUCGGAUUUCGUGGUAAAAUUCGAUAAUCAGGUUAAAUUUCUAAAGCAUUUGCCUAGCUAGUCAUGAACCGAUCGCAGGAGUUAAACUAAAGACGAGUACUGGUCAUUUCCUAAAUGCACUUAUUAUUUUCUCAAACUCCUACUCUAAGAAACCAAGUGUUUGAAAAAAUUAAAUACGGAUGUCACAUCUAAAUUUUAUAGGAAUAUCGUUAUUUGUGACUGUAGCGUAAAUUGUAACGAACGUAAUCACAACAAUUAGAAAAUAAAAGUGUUAUAUCUGUUUCGUACCGUGUACUGAAUGGAUUAUUAAACCGUAAUAACAAAAAAAGUCAACAAUUCAGCACAAACACACUGGGAAAGAAUCUUCUAAAUGUUCCUAUUCGAUCCCCACCGGUUUCUGACUGCUUUCUGGAAACAAUACCAUGUAGGUGUUGGCUGUUGGCUCCAGUAAUCAGAACUAGAAACCUUAUAUGUGUUGUUUGAUGAAACAGAGAAAAAGCAGAAGGGGCGUAAUCGUAGUUAUCAGUAAAGACUAAUUGUGCGCAUCGAUCGUUUUGACUUACCUGUUGGUCCGGAAGAAACUUCCGGCCGAGUGCAAUGGCAGAACAAUAUCAAUCAUUAACGAAAUACAGUGAAUGUGUGUGGAAAUUACUACACAAGAGCAUAUAUCUAUACAUACGAGAGAAUCUUUCAAACGGACUUGACGUUGACUACAAUGAAUGAACGCAUACGCUAUGGACAACACCCUAAUGACAAAGCUAUAUCUUAAUCGUAUAAAAUAAAUUAUUGAAUAAACAAAUAA
This is a messenger RNA of Malaya genurostris, 3126 nucleotides long. RefSeq names its product DNA-binding protein K10-like. The record is from RefSeq and is a predicted model, not a curated record. Lineage: Eukaryota; Metazoa; Arthropoda; Insecta; Diptera; Culicidae. Bases 212 to 1435 code for a protein of 407 amino acids. The transcript has 2 exons.